Molecule: messenger RNA, 1005 nt
Organism: Populus nigra (black poplar)
Lineage: Eukaryota; Viridiplantae; Streptophyta; Magnoliopsida; Malpighiales; Salicaceae
Product: disease resistance protein RPM1-like
Exons: 3
Coding region: 1-1005 (334 amino acids)
Biological process (GO): defense response to other organism
Source: RefSeq, a predicted model, not a curated record
AUGCAGUCUAAAAGAACAAGAGAAGAGUGGGAACGUGUUUUAUCUAGCGAACUGGGGAGGCUAGAUGAGGUUGAUAGAGAUCAGGUUGAAAGAGGAAUAUUUAUACCUUUGCUUUGGAGUUACUACGAUUUACCUUCUGUGGUAAGACGAUGUUUCUUGUACUGUGCCAUGUUUCCAAAAGACUACGAGAUGCGCAAAGAUGAAUUGGUGAAGAUGUGGAUGGCUCAAGGUUACCUCAAGGAGACUGCAGGUGGAGAUACGGAGCUUGUAGGAGAGCAGUAUUUUCAAGUCUUAGCAUCGCGCUCUUUCUUCCAAGAAUUUGAGACGGAUGAGGAUGAAGGAAUGAAAUUCAAGAUGCAUGAUAUAGUGCAUGAUUUUGCCCAAUAUAUGACAAAAAAUGAAUGUCUAACAGUGGAUGUCAAUGCCCUUGGAGAAGCAACAGUGGAGACUUCAAUUGAAAGGGUCUCUCAAGCAAUUACCGAAGGCGAUUGGAAAACUUACCAAAUUGAGGCAUCUCCAGAUUUAUGGUUCAGGUGCUUACACUCCGUUAUUGUGAAAACGUGGAGAUUGCCCAACCUUGAAAGCCUGGAAUUGAGGUCGUUGAAGCUGAGAAGGUUGGGUACUGGAUUUUUAGGUAUAGAAAAAGAUGAGAAUGCCAGUAUUAAUGAAGGAGAAAUUGCAAGGGUCACUGCUUUCCCCAAAUUAAAAAAACUUGAGAUUUGGAAUCUCAAAGAAGUAGAAGAGUGGGAUGGAAUUGAAAGGAGAUCAGUGGGAGAAGAAGAUGCCAACACAACUUCAAUAAUAUCCGUUAUGCCACAACUUCGAGAUUUGAUGAUUCAAAAUUGCCCAUUGUUGAGAGCACUACCAGACUAUGUUUUGGCAGCGCCUCUACAGGAAUUAUUCUUAAGUGGUUGCCGCAAUCUAAGGAAACGUUACGGGAAGGAGGAGAUGGGUGAAGAUUGGCAAAACAUUUCUCACAUCCCAAACAUUUGUUUUGAUGAUUAG